UUCGGAAACGUCAGCACUGUCGCGUAUGUGGGCUUUGGAGAUGCGUAAAGAAGUUGGAAGGAAAUAAUAAAUUCGGUGAUUAUUCGUGCUUAUGGAGUAAACUGACAAGCAAUGUUUUUUACUUUCGACGACAUUUAGCAACGCAAUGGAUUACGUUUUCAGUUUUUCACUUUCUUUUCGGAGUUCGUGUGAGAACUAAGAGGUGAUGAAGAUGAAGGAUUUCUUGUUCUGUGGAUGGAACCAUAACUGCAGGCCAAGCUGUGAACGAUAACUGCCCCACCUGCCCCGCUCCGCCCUCAGAAACAGAUCUGUUUGAAUCGUGAGGCGACGGGCAGUUGGGCAGCCCGCGGGGGCUGGAAGGCUGUGACCUCAUUAUGUUUGCUAAGCUGAAGAAGAAGAUCGCCGAGGAGGCGGCCACAGCCCCCCGGUCGGCUGGCCGCAUCCCCCGCUCCGUCAGCAAGGAGUCCAUCACCUCCGCCGGUGCCGACUCUGGCGAUGACUUUGCCUCUGAUGGCAGCAGCUCCAGGGAUGACCUCUCCUCCCAGCUGCUCAGACGGAAUGGCCAGAUCCGCAGGCUGGAGGCCAAGCUAUCAGACUAUGCUGAGCAGCUUCGAGUUCUGCAGAAGACUAAAGAGAAGCUCGAAAUCGCGUUAGAAAAACACCAGGAUUCAUCCAUGAGGAAGCUACAGGAGCAGAACGAGAGCUACCAGGCCAGCAGAGCCAAAAUGGCCGAGGGCAUGGCCCUGGCGCUGGCGAAGAAGGAUCAGGAGUGGAUGGAGAAGAUUGCUGCUUUGGAGAAGGAGAAGGGUGAGCUGUCCGCGCAGCUGGGCGACCUGACCGAGCAGAGCCUCAGCCUGUUCCGGAAGAGGGACGACCUGGACGAGCUGGAGGGCUUCCAGCAGCAGGAACUGGCCAAGGUGAAGCACAUGUCGAGCUCUAACCUUAUCCAGGUGGCCGUGGCUGAGGAGGAGAAAGACCGGCUGGUGUGGGACCUGCAGGGGAAGGUCUGCUCGCUGGAGAGACGCUUGCAGGGCAACCUCACGGAGGACGAGCACCUGGAGGAGAUGCUGAAGGAGAAGGGGGUGCUGGAGCAGAAGGUGGAGGAGACGCGGGCGGAGCUGCUGGAGGCACGGACGAGCCACGGCGCAGCGGUCAGCACCCUGGAGGCGCAGAUAUCCAGGCUCAAUGGCUCGUUGGCGGAACUGCAGGUGGUGCUGGGAACCAAAGAUGACAGUUUGAGGUCCCUCAGAGAGAGCUCAGAGGCACAGAUCAAUGCCCUUGAGCACCAGGUGCAAGAGUACCAGGAGAUGCUGAAGAGCAAUGAGCAGCAAGAGGGCGAGAGAGAAGCACACAUGCAGAAGCUGCAGGCGGAGUGGAGCCUGAGCAGCGAGCGCCUGCGGCAGAAGGACCAGGAGGCUCUUGUCCGGCUGGGGACGCAGGUGGCUGCUCUGGAGACGGCGCGGGACGUGGACCGCACUGCCGCCCAGCACAGGAUUAGUGAGAUGGAACUGGAGCAGGAGGUACUGCUGCGGGGUCGGGCCGAGGUGGAGGUGGAGCUCAGCAGGCAGGCUGAAGAACUAGAGCUGGCCAGGGCAGAGCUGGCGAGCCGGCAGGCGGUCAGCGUGGAGAUCGUCAAGGAUCUGGAGGUGAUGAGGACCCAGAAAGAAGAGCUGCAGCAACAGGUGGGAGAGACAGAGUCAACUCUGAAGGCCAAGGAGGACGACCUGGUCAGGGUCACUGAGCAGCUGGUCAAGAGGGAAGCAGAGCUGCACGCCCUCCAGGAAGAGUUGCGAGCCUCUGGUUCUAGCCUGGAGGAGCUGCGGGCGGAAGUGGAGCUCCAGAGGCGGCGGGAGGAGGAGCGGGAGGCCCAGCUGGGGGUCCUGCAGCAGGAGGCGCUGGCCCAGAAUCAGCAGGUGUGUAACCCCGGGGGAGAGGUGGAGACCCUGAUGAAGCAGCCGCAUGCCCAGGCCGUGUGCCAAGUGGAGCAGAACGGGGUGGUGACCGUGGAUGACCUGGAGCUUGUGCAGAGGACUAACCGAGAGCUGGAGCAGCAGCUCGGCGAGAAGAACAAGACGAUCAAGCAGCUGCAGCAGAGGCUGGCGGAGCUGAAGAGGACCUUGCAGAAGGAGCUGAAGCUGAAGCCGGAACCGGAGGCCGAGGGGAAGGAGAAGCGACAGGAAGCCAAGGCAGACAGGCAGGAAAAGAGCGAGAGGCCCAGCCCAGAGGCAUCUGCCCCGGGCCUGUCCGGCGUCCCUACCCUGGGCACCACAUCCAGCACCUCCUCCACCGUCACAAACAACGCCAACCUCAGCAACGCGCACGAGAUCAACUUCGAGUACCUCAAGCACGUGGUGCUCAAGUUCAUGUCCUCCAGGGAAGCUGAGGCAUACCAACUGAUAAGAGCUGUUUCUGUGCUGCUAAACUUCACCCGUGAAGAAGAGGCUAUGCUGAAGGAAAGCCUGGAGUAUAAGAUGUCAUGGUUUGGAUCAAAGCCAUCUCCGAGAGGUAUUGUUCGGCCAUCAAUUUCAGGAUCAUCUGCACACUGGAGCUGAGUUGAGGGUCGGGGGUUAGACCCCAGAUAGCGUUGAUGAGACCCCAUCACCUCCCACCCCCUCCUCACCCCUCACUCCCGUGCCCACAUCCAGGACGUCACCUCAUCACUGUGGCAACAGAAUACAUAUUUCCUUUUUAAACAAAAACUGAAAUACUUUUUAAAAGGGUACUGAUUUUAAAUACUUUCUACUGCUAACUGGUGUAGCUUGUUCUCUCCUUUUGGAGAUCAGUGCUGGGUUUUCCUUUUUCCCUUCCUCUCCCUCCUAUUUUCCCUUUUUUUCUUUUUUGAAGGUGACAGAGGACUGUGCCUGUGGAUAGGGAGAGCUUUCUAGCUGCGUGAGGGACAGAUCUGUUUUAAAUGGGGCUUGAGCUGUGUGUUUUCUUUGGUUUCCACUAAUUUGCGAACCUCCUGAUCGCGCUGUAAACGUUUGGCUGGCAGAUGUUUCCUUCGCCCCAUUCUCUACUUCUCCAUUUUGGCUACCAUUUGAAGGCGGGUGGGGGGGGUGUGAAACCACCUGAUGUCUCUGGGGAGAAGACGCUUCCUUGCACUUCCCCAUCUGCCCCUAGAGCACACACAGGUGGUACGGUCGGCUCACUGGGACUGUGAGUUCUCGCAGAUACCAGUUCCGUUUCCACGAUUGCCUCCGCUAUCUGCUUGGAGUCAAACUCCACCUUCCCUCAAGGGGGACCACAGCUUGUCCCUGUGUGUGCCCCUACAUCUACACCUGCUUCUACACCUCCCUCCCCGUCUGGGCAUUGUGAGGUCAGACGUGUGGUUCAACCAUGUCUGAGUUAUUUUACCAAGCUACACGCUUCAUUAAAUUCUCAUCCUCCCCCCACUACAGCUUUUUAUUUUUAUUUUUAAAUAACUGUCUAAAUUUGUAAAGCUACCUGUUGCUAAUUGAGCACCCACCCCUCCCCCAUGCCCCAUUCCUGUUUGGAAGCCCUAACAGGUCAGGGAUACCUUUGUCCACAAAAGACAGAUGAACUUUUUAAUGUAAAGAAAAUCAUAUUGAAGCAACUACGUUGGAAAUGAUUGCCUUUACCUGCCUUGUGUUUGUGUAAAAUACAUUCCAUAUGACUAUUUAUAUAUCAGUAACUGUAUAUAAGCAUUAAAUUUAUAAAUCACUGGGGUAUAUGUUACUUUUUGUCAGAUCUUACAGUAUUAUGUUAUAAUGAUUCAAUGCUUAAUCUGGCUUGGGCCUUGACUAAAUUAUGAAUUUUGCUCCAUUGGCAAAUGUCUCCCUUAAACUUCAUUGAGAAGGUAUUGUUCAGCUUUAUGGGGAGAAUUUCGCAUUAGAUUUAAUGACAGUGGCUCUGUGGAGGUCAGUAUGUCAUUUUAACAUUAUGAGGCAGUUCUUGCAUCAGUGGCCUCUAUGCAAAGCAAAACGAUCAGACUCUUAAAUCAUAUAUAAAUGAUGUUUUGUGUCCAGGGUUCGAUAGCAAAAUGACACUAAUCUGGAUUCAUCUGAAAAUCUAGUGAUAUAAGUAAUGAUGUAUGAAAGAAAAUCAUGGCUAAGAUAUUUCACAGAACACUGCAUUUUGAAUAUGUUUUGGACAGACAGGUUUGAACGUUGCUGCUGUAGGAAAUGUAAGGCAGAGCAUCUGGGCUGCAAGAUUCAGGUGCUGCUGUCUGUGGUCUCUGCCACCAGCUGUGAGGGUUUUUAAAGGUUGAAUAGCAUUGAGGAGAUGGUGAUGGCUGUCCGUUUACACUCAGGAAAACAAAAGGGUAAAAAAAUUGUACCUUUGCUUGCCACUGAGGCUGUACCCCUGUAAUUGUACCUUUUUAAUGUACAGAAAUUGACUGAGGAACAUUCCAAAGGUACAAACAGCAUUAAUCAGUGGUACGGAAGUGUUCCUCAGAGUCAAUUUCUGUACUUUUAAAGUUACCUACAGAUAAGGGUAGUAUUUGCAGACCCUUGAGGGUAUGGACUCUGUGACAAGCAAUGGUACAAAUUUUUAGCCUUUUUUCUGAGAACGUUGAAGGACAGGUCUGGUUGGGUUCGUCUCCAUCUCAAGGCAGCCCUGCCAGAAAUGUGUGGCUACAAGAUCGCCAUGGACACAGCGAGUCACAAUGCCUCCGGACCAUCCACACCGCCAUCGCAGUCUCUCCAAUCAGAUCUUAGAUUUUAAGCCUGAAAUACCACUACGAUGUCCACUAAUUCCUGUUCUUGGGAUUGUAUGUCAUGGAAUUUUUUUUCUUUCUGCCUGGGGAACUCCUUUGUAGAUGUGUAUGUUAAUUUGGGUUUUAAUUAAAACUGAGAAUUGAAACACC
Messenger RNA from Paramormyrops kingsleyae, 4828 nucleotides. The record is from RefSeq and is a predicted model, not a curated record. NCBI's taxonomy places the organism in Eukaryota, Metazoa, Chordata, Actinopteri, Osteoglossiformes, Mormyridae.